Trichogramma pretiosum is the source of this 8476-nucleotide messenger RNA. RefSeq names its product piezo-type mechanosensitive ion channel component-like (gene Piezo). The coding region runs from base 348 to 8273 and encodes 2641 amino acids. Lineage: Eukaryota; Metazoa; Arthropoda; Insecta; Hymenoptera; Trichogrammatidae. The transcript is spliced from 33 exons. The record is from RefSeq and is a predicted model, not a curated record.
UGGCCAUGAUGCUGUGUUAUCGUGCAUUAGUACCCGCGCCGCACCGCAUCGUGCUCCAGUCUGUAUUUACACUGCGAAGAGGUUAUGAUCUGAAAUAAUAAAUACUGAUCUCGCUUCUGUGUAUACUUAUAAAUACUAGCCAUCAUCUGCAUGCUUCGUCAGAAAAUAUAUACUGCAAGUGAGGCGAAUGACAAUGCCUUGGUGCUUGUGUGCGUGUGUGUAGUCAAGUGCCUAUUUUCUCGUGAGUAAUUAUUAGCGUGUAACAUUGGCUUUGCCGGUGCAUCGCGACCAUGUAAACAUAAGGAGCGCAAAUUCUCGUAGCAGCAGGAUAAGCAAACGCAAGAAAAAUGACUCGAUACUGGCUCAACGUGACCUUCAUAAGGAUCAUUUAUCCUGCCAUCCUCGUAGCGUGCACGGUAUGGAGACCCGUGGGAUUGUCGCUGGUCUACCUGGGGCUGGCGCUCGUGUCGCCGCUGGUGCCGGUGCCAACGGCCAAGUCCAUGAAGGGCCACACCGGCAGAUACCUGAAGGCCGCUAUCGCAUUGAGCUUCGUCCUGGUGAUGCUUCAAGCGGCUUUUCAAAUCGUACUUGCGUCGCUGCCACCUUACGGCUAUUUCCUGGAAAAUUGUGAAUUCACGGAAACGCUUCUGAGGCACGUAGGUCUGGUGAGGUUGAACCAAGCCUCGGCAUGGGAAAUACUUUUCUGGCUGACACCGGAAAUCGUCGUGUUCCCAGUCACGCUGACGAUUUAUUGUCUGUGCCGUCGGCUCACCCUCAGUCCCGUCCAAGGAGAUGAGAAUGUCACAGCGACCGUUGAACAGUACGAGAGGCGCUCCAAGGAGCGUUCGGCCAAGAUUAUCAACUUCCUCGGCACAAUCGGCACCUACGUAGUUUUGGCAGUGCUCUGCUGCGCAGCGGCUCUCAAACCGUCGGUCGAGGGUGCCUUCUAUUUCCUCGUGUUCCUCGGCUCGGCCACCUGGUGGGCGUGCCAUCGCGAGCUUCGUCGAGGAUUCGCCGUGGUCGUGCGCGUCCUCAUGUUCGUGGUGGCCCUGCACAUCUUAGUGCUGCUGUCCUAUCAGAAUCAAUGGCCGCAGGAGUACUUGCCGAGCAACGGCACCUGGGCCAGGUACUUCGGUCUGGUGGCCGUUUAUCAGACCAAUUGUUCCGAUCCGAGGAACGUCGAUUACAUCGACAGCGCCGAUUGGUCCACCUACGCCUAUUCUUUGAGGAUGUUUCUGCUGUACUUUGUGCUCGCUCUGCAGUCCAAGUUUUUGUUCCGCAAACCGAACAGAAACGAGAUUGCUGCGCCGGGGACUCCAGACGAAAGGACGCCCCUAAUGAGGUUCGGCUCGGGUCGCACUGGACUGCUGCAAGACUCCACGGGCAGUGUCACGGUCCCGGACGGUCCGCAAGACGACAGCAUUCAAAUGGCAUCUCUGAGCGAAGGUGCUCCCGAGGAAAAACCAGGCGUAUUAGAACACGUCGUCAUGGCGGUUUACUCUGUUUUUCAACUGGUCGUCAAUUCAUCCUACUUAGCAACGAAUAUUAUUAUGAUGACAUGGAGCAUAAUGUACCAUAGCUGGACGACUUUUGCUCUGUUGAUCUGGGCUUUAAUUUUGUGGAUGGUACCGAAUAAACGAGCAUCGAUGAUGAGUUGCUCGCCUUUUAUAGUAUUUUAUUCGACUCUUUUGAUACUCGUGCAGUACGUGUACAGUAUGGACCUGACCGAGGAGGAGCUGCCAACGGUGAUACACGGCAUAAACAUGGCCGAUAUCGGCUUCAAGAAAACCAACGAACUCGGCUGUUGGCACAUAGUCGUGAAGUGCCUCUUCAUGACGAUGUUCUGGAUCACGAUGAGGCAGUACACAGCGGAAAAGAUGAGGCAGCGCAGCUCGUCGACGCUUCGGGACAUGGUCGCGCCGCUGCACGUAUCCGUGACCACCGCCACCAUGAGCAAUCAACAGCAGCAGCAGGAGCAAGACAGCCUGCCCGAGAUAAGGAGCAAGUUCAUGAAAAACGUCGGCAAGAUGGUGAAAAAGUUCCUCACCAAGUAUUGGACCGCAGUUCUGGCAAUCAUGCUCUUCACCUCGGGCAUCACUGGCGAGCGCAUGACCGUCUUUCGCAUCAUAUACAUGUCGCUGUUUUUGUUUUUCAUCAUCUCGUUCCAGAUAUCGUGGAUGGCUUGGAGAAAAAUGAUGUACGCUUUUUGGAUCACGGUCAUCGCUUAUUCGGUUUUCAUGUUGAUUCUAGUCUAUACGUAUCAAUUCCGCGAUUUUCCCGAUUACUGGGAACGAUAUCUUCACAUUUCAAAAAAUUUGCAAGAAGAUAUUGGCCUGAUUACCUAUGCAACGAAGGAUUUGUUUUUAAAACUUCUCACGCCAACAUUUUUCGUCAUAAUCACUGUAGUGCAAAUUCACUAUUUUCACGAUGACUUUCUCGAAGUAACAGACAUCAAACGAAAUUUCAGCGAUGCUAUACUCAUUGACAGUCUCGGUCACUCUCCAAACACGGUUCCUAUCGUAACACCAUCUGAAGUGUUCACGAGCUCUAAUGAAGAAAAUAAGCAUGUUUUUACGCUCAAAGAGUUAAAACACAUGUCGAAGCUGGAAAGAAAAGCUCUUAUGAAUAAGAUCAGUGCUUACGUUUACGAUUUUUACAAUCACGUGUGGCUCUUUCUCGAGAUACACAUGCAAAAGAUUAUUUUCACCUCUUUCAUACUAUUUUGCAUCAAUGACGUAUGCGCCAUAAACUUUUUCUUCGUGCUAACCAUAGCAGUGGUUAUAAAUUUACGACGUAGCACGCAAAUAUUAGUGAUUAACACGCUAGCGACCGCAGUAGCUGUACUCAUGGUAAUCAAAAUGCUCUAUCAAAUAGACUAUAUCAAACACAAGGAUUGGGAUCGUAACUGUACGGAAUAUAUGCCGGGAAAUUCAACGAGUAACGAGACGAUUGUCACAAAGACUUACAACAUGGCUGAGUGGAUCGGUUUUCAAAAAGUCAGCCAAGAGAUUAAACUGCCAAAAUUACUCGAAGGAUACAUCGGUGUGAUUGUCGUAACAACGGCUCGUUCGAUAAUUGGCAUUAGACAAAUGUUUUACAGGCAAAAACAUAAUGAACCACCUGAGACGCCCCUCGUAAUGUUUCCAAACAUUAAACGUGCCGAUGCUGACAGGGGUAUCGAUUUCUGCCUCAAAUUUCUCUUCAAUUACGGCUUUUACAAAUUUGGAUUCGAAUUUUGUCUUCUGGGCAUGGUCGCCCUGAUUGGCACGAGACUCGACUUUUACUCUCUAUUUUAUAGUGUAUGGUUAAUGAUACUGUUUUCGUUACAUCGAAAAACCGUAUCGAGACUUUGGCCGAUUUUGAAAGUUUUCGCAAUUGUACUAUUGCCGUUCCAGUAUGCGCUCGUCGUGGCACCCCCUACCUGGCUGUGUAUUAAUUAUCCAUGGAGCGAUUCAGAUAUUUUGAGAGGUUUGCAAGAAUGGAUGUUCCUGCCAGAUUUAGAUUCUAGGCCGAAUUCAAAGAAACUUAUAUGUGAUUUUAUUCUAUUAUACAUGGUGGUCCGUCAAAGUUUAGUAUUUCGUAUUGAGGCGCGGCACGACAACAGUGGUCAAGAGUUUGUUGCUGCUCACAAUUAUUCCGUUUACAAAGAUAUGGAUAAUCCUAAUUUCGUCAAUCCCGUCAAGGACUAUGUAUCACAAAUUCACAAUUAUUUAGAUGUCAUCAAACGAGGCGGUAUGAUGAGUUUGAUGUGGUUCACACUGUCAAUUAUGUUUAUGGCCGGAACAAAUAGGACAAAUCUCUUUUCUUUGGGCUACCUCAUCGGUGCCUUUGUUUUUCUUUGGCAAGGCAGCGAUUUCUACUUGAGACCGGUGAAAAUUAUACUCAAGUGGUGGAAUAUACUGCUAGGCUACAAUGUAUUUGUUAUAUUUUGCAAAACCAUAUUCCAAGGAAUAGGAUGUGUUUUCAUUCAAAACCUCGAAACUCAUGCUUGCUGGGUAAUACAAUUGCUCGGAAUAGCUUGCUUAAAAAAAUUCGAGCUAUCUGCGGAACAGUUCAAGUCCAGCUCAGUUUGUGAAGUGGAUCGCGAAGACAUUGGCAUGGUCUGGGACGGAGUCUGCUUCGGUUUCUUGCUCUUUCAAAAGCGUCUGUUUCGCAGUUACUACUUCUUUCACAUAGUCGACGAAACCAAAGCCAUGAGCAUACUAGCGUCGCGUGGUGCCGAAUUACUGGAGGAGCUGCAUCAGAAACGCAUCGGAGAGCAGGAGAAUGUGGAAAAGGCUAUUUUGCAAAAGAUCAAGUUCAAAAUGGAUAAAAUCAAAGCCAAUCAGAGGAAAAUACAGGGACCUAAUUACAAGGAACCCAAAAUUCAUAAAGUCGCACCACUAGCGAGAUCGUCGAGUAUGUCCUCGUGCAUAUCCUCGACGCGUACGCCUCCUCAAGGUUACCAAACGCCAAUCGACGACGGCAACGAUGAUUACGAUGAAAAUCCACCCUUGACGCCACAAGCCACGUCUUUGCUGCAAGCACCCUCGCCUAAUUCGGCGAUCAUGACCGUAAGUUUGGAAGGAUAUCUGGAGCCCACUCGUAUAUCCUUCAGCUCGCCACCAAAUAGCGAGCUUAAUCCAAGGGUAGCCUCACCCGACGAGACUUUUCCGGUGUUUUCACCGCCACCUCACUAUCAGACUAGUAGAGUCGAGCUGAGGUCUUACAGGAGAGAAUAUAGUUUUGAAUCCUGGAAGGGUCAAAGAAGACGAUCUAUGGCUUCGCAACGAUCUCACCACACAUCUAUACGAUCGGGGGACUACUACAUGUUCGAUCACAUGGACGACGAUGACGAUUUGACCGAUUUCUACCCCGAGAGAUCUGGCUCGGAAGAUGAUCGGACUGAUAAUCAACAGCGUAGAAUGACUGUUUCACAGCUGAUGAACACGCUCAUCAAAACCGACAUUGAGGUAGCUGCUCAUGUAGCCCUUUACGGAGGCAGCCCCAAAGACGCCCUGAAGAUGCGACGCAGAAGCGUACCACCGAUGAGUAGCCACAAGAAAUCAACCGUUUCGUAUCUAAGUGCUCGAUCAGAGUCCGAUACGGCCGCGGCCACUGAUCUACCGGAGCAAGACACCGUAAGCUCAGGCGACGAUGGCGACGAUGACACCGAUCGCGAGCUUGUUGACGAAUUGGACAAAUCAUCGAUCAAAGAAACCGACAAAGCAAAGAAAAAAGGAGCCAAAGUAUCAUUCUUGACUUACUUUAAAUUUGUAUGGGCGUUUUUGAACAGCAUCAUGGUCUCUAUGACGAAACACCUCAAUCGCUACUCCAACGAUUAUCGAUACGUCAGAAAAGUACUUGCGAAAGAGAAGAAAAUACUGAAAGCAAAGCCAGAUUUUCGCAUGGGUACCAGACUGGGUAUCAAUAAAAUUUGGCAGCCUCUACCAAUAGUGAGGCAAGAAUCAACAGAAGUGACGGGGCCAGGCGUAAUCGAGGAUCCAGGCGAGGGAACGAGCCGCAGAGUCGACGCCGAUAUAAAAAGUACAAUUACAUAUCCAAAAAUCGAUGAGGAAGAGGUGGAGUUGUCGGAAAAAGACCAACCACCGAUCAUUCAAUUAGCCCAAUCGAUUUGGUUUGGAAUUCUAGCCCAUUCGACCUUUUUUUGCUAUUUCAUGGUAUUUUUGCAUCAAAUAAAGAAUGCCUCGUUGCUCUCGACGCCACUGCCGCUUAUGGUCUUUCUUUGGGGCUCUUUGACCAUUCCAAGACCUUCCAAAACAUUUUGGAUUACUUUGAUCGCCUACAUCGAAGUUAUUGUCAUUGUCAAGUGCAUUUGUCAACCAGCUAUUUUGUCGUGGAACAAAAAGGAACUAUCCUCUUAUCCUUUCGAGAUACCGAGAAUUUUCGGAGUCGAGAGGAAGCCGAAUUACGCUCUAUGGGAUUUGUUAUUAUUACUAGUCGUAUUUUUCCACAGAUUCAUGUUAAAAUCCUUGGGCCAAUGGACUAGUCCAACUUCGACAAGAUUGCGAAAAUAUCCCGCUGGAUUAACACUCGCAACAGUAAGACAAGCAGGAGGCGACGCAGACAACGAAAGCGUGAUCAAAGUAGCUACCAAUGAGCCAAAUAGCGGUGCAAGUAGUAUUAUAGAUAAAUCUGAUAGCCAAAGUGUGGAAGUGACCACUCCGAAGGGUCGAGUUUUAAAAUUAUACCCGAGAGGCGAAGGCGAUGAACCAAACUUACCACCUAACAUAGACAACGAGGAACUCGUUGUUAUAGAAGCCGUUGAGAGAAAUGUCCUGGAUGAGAGUCUAAAAAAUGCUGUGUCCUUGUCGCUCAACGCACACUUCGAACCGAUUAAGGCAUUUUUCCACAGCAUUUUGGAUCCUCAAGGAAAAGAAAAAACCAACGUCUACGCUUACAUGUUUUUUUGUGACUUCUUUAAUUUCUUACUAUUGAUUUUUGGAUUUUCAUCCUUUGGUGCUCAACAAGGAGAUGGUGGAGUGACGGAAUACUUAUCGGAAAAUCGUGUUCCGCUGCCAUUUUUGCUCAUGUUGCUCUUGCAAUUUGCUCUGAUAGUCAUAGAUCGAGCAUUAUUUUUAAAGAAGUCUAUACAAGGAAAGCUAAUUUUUCAGUAUUUCUUGGUUAUCGGUAUACAUAUCUGGAUGUUCAUCAUUUUACCAAGUGCUACCGAAAGACAAUUCAACACUAAACUAAUACCUCAAAUAUGGUACAUGGUUAAGUGCUUUUAUUUGUUGCUUGCUGCAUACCAGUUGAGACUUGGUUAUCCGACUCGUAUACUGGGCAACUUUUUAUGUAAAAAGUAUUCGAUAGUUAAUUAUACAUUAUUCAAAGGUUUCAUGGUCGUACCGUUCCUGUUUGAAAUGCGAGCAGUCAUGGAUUGGAUUUGGACCGACACAUCUAUGACGGUGAUGGACUGGUUCAAAAUGGAAGAUAUUUUUGCUAAUAUAUAUCAAAUUAAGUGUAUGCGUGGAUUGGAAAACGAUUAUCCUCAAGAACGAGGAGUGAAAAAGACUCAAUGGAGUAAAUACCUCAUUGGAGGUGGAGCUCUUUUCCUUAUGAUUGGUAUGAUUUGGUUCCCUCUACUACUUUUUGCUCUAGGAAGCAAAGUAGGCAUUGCGAAUAUACCUCAAGAAGUCACGCUGAAUCUUCGAAUCGGCUCCUACGAACCAAUUUACGUUUUAUCUGCUCAAAACAACUCGAUCUUCGAGUACAGUCAGCAAAACUACGACGAUCUGCGAGGAAUGUACGAAGUUACGCAUAGAGACAGAUCAGCUGUGACUUUUUUGGAAAAUUAUCAGAACACCGAUGUGGCAGCUAUUAAAUUCAGUACGGAAUCUGGCAGAGUAUGGAACGUCUCACCACCCGAUAAAGAUCGGUUGAAGACGGAAUUAGCUUCGAAUUAUACUGUGACGAUUCACGUGGAAUUGACAAUAGUUCGUAGACCCCCAUCGAAAGAAAUGUCUGGCGUCACGACAUUUGUCAAGGACUUUUUUCUUGAACCAUACGUCAAUGGAACAUUUAACCCGUCCAGAGUAGAACUUUUGAAGGCGCUAAAUGGUACGGGCAGCGAUGUGAAAUUGAAAAAUAUUCUACCCAUGUUUUUCAAAGUGACUAGUCGAGGUGUAACGAUUGUUCCACAACUUAUGAGACCUUUGGUGGAUAUUAGAACCAGGGCAAAUCUUGAAGCAGAAAACAGCGCUUCGAAUGAUUUAUAUCUCUACCGAGAUGUCGUGCUACUUGUGGAGAAUAAUUCUUUAAAUCAACAAUGGUUCUCUGUUAGUGAACCAUGCAACGAUACAAUUUAUAACAGUACAUUAAACGAAAUACCUCUGAAUGAUUGUUCCUACAUAAUGAUGUAUUUUUUCAAUGACAAAAUGUUUCCCGAAGGCCUGAGUUUUAUCAGCGGCUUGGGUAUUUUUGGUUUGUAUACCACAGCCGUUAUAUUGGUGAGCAGUUUUAUCAAAAGAAUGGUUAGCGAUAUGGCCCCGAAAAUUAUGUUCGAAGAUUUGCCUUAUGUCGACCGGAUACUGCGACUCUGCCUUGACAUCUAUCUUGUCAGAGAAAGCGGCGAUCUAUGUCUGGAAGAGGAUUUAUUUGCCAAACUCGUUUUCUUAUAUAGAUCACCAGAAACUCUGAUAAGGUGGACCAGAUCACCUGAACCGGGUGAACAACCCGAUGAGAACGACGAAGAAAAUUACAACGAAAUAGAUGACCGUGGUAGCAACCCGGACGAGCCGGAUGAACCGGAUCAACCGCGAAGGCGCGUAUAAAGUCGUGCAUCGUGAAAAAUAUUGCAGGGACAAUCUCACAUUUCAUGAUGAAUGAUCACAAGUGCGAGUUAUUUAAUUAGAUGUUUUUAAUUUUUUUAUACUUAUAUUAUGUGAUUAUAAUCAAAUGCACUUUAUGACAUGCAUUUAUGAAGCGAGUUUUCAUUAUUAAUAAUAUUCAUUUUCAUGUUCCAAUACAUAAUCUA